UUGGUUAACAUAACUUCUUGGUUUUUUCGGCCAAUGGCUGAUCUCUAUUAUUAAUUUGACGUUUAGAUUAGGCUUACAAAGGAAACAGCCUUGAAAUUGCACUUGCUGUUCGAUUUUCACGAGACUUGCGUUACAAAAAAUUGCAAUAAAAAUGGCCGACAAAGCUAUUGCCACGGCCUCCAAGCCCCAGAUGCGUGGUCUCCUCAACGGGCUCAUCAAGAGGAACCUGAUUGUCUCGCUGGCCCUCGCCGGCCUCGGAGGCAUCGCCUUCCAGGUUGGAGUGUGCAGCCUUCGCAAGAAGCAGUACGCCGAGUUCUACAGGACCUACGAUGCUGAGAAGGAAUUUGAAGAAAUGAGGGCCAAGGGCUUAUUCCAGUCUUGCUAGAUGUGUUACUGUGGUAUUGUAGUAUAUUUUGUUUCUGUAAUAUUAUGUAAAUUAAAAUCAUAAAAGUUA
Messenger RNA from Plutella xylostella (diamondback moth), 454 nucleotides. It is a transcript of the gene cype, whose product is annotated as cytochrome c oxidase subunit cyclope. NCBI's taxonomy places the organism in Eukaryota, Metazoa, Arthropoda, Insecta, Lepidoptera, Plutellidae. The record is from RefSeq and is a predicted model, not a curated record.